Molecule: messenger RNA, 1183 nt
Organism: Aspergillus brunneoviolaceus CBS 621.78
Lineage: Eukaryota; Fungi; Ascomycota; Eurotiomycetes; Eurotiales; Aspergillaceae
Product: haloacid dehalogenase superfamily protein
Exons: 3
Coding region: 94-1008 (304 amino acids)
Molecular function (GO): phosphatase activity
Source: RefSeq, a predicted model, not a curated record
CGACUGUCCACCUCAACUCAACUCCAUUUCUUUGACUGCUGCCUUGUGACUUUCAGCAUUGCUUUUGCGGAAACCAGCACACUCCCGUCCACCAUGUCUGCAUCCACCCCUGAAUUACCCCGCGUGCGGGCAUGUCUCUUCGACAUGGACGGCCUCCUCAUCGACUCGGAGGACAUCUACACCGAGAUCACCAACACGGUGCUGCAGGAGUACGGCAAACCGUUACUUCCGUGGUCGAUCAAGGCCCAGCUGCAGGGCCGUCCUGCCCCGGAGGCAGGCCGGAUCUUCCACGACUGGGCGCAACUCCCGAUCACGCAAGACGAAUACAUCGCCAAAAUCACCGCGCUGCAACUCGCGCGCUUCCCCACCACCAAGCCGCUGCCCGGCGUAAAACACCUGCUGGAGACGCUGGUCGCCACGCAAUCCACCGCAUCCCCCGUCCACAUCGCGCUGGCCACCUCCUCACACGCCCGAAACUUUCACCUCAAGUCCUCCCACCUGGGCCAGUUGUUCGCCGCCUUCCCGGAGCACCAGCGCGUCCUGGGCGACGAUCCGCGCAUCGGGCGGGGGCGCGGGAAACCCCUUCCGGAUAUCUAUCUGCUCGCGCUGGAGACGAUCAAUGCCGGGUUGCGGGCCCGCGGGGAGAGGGAAAUCACGCCCGCCGAGUGUUUGGUGUUUGAGGAUGCGGUGCCCGGCGUCGAGGCCGGGCGGCGCGCGGGGAUGCAGGUGGUUUGGGUGCCGCAUCCCGGGCUGCUGGAGGCGUAUGCCGGGCGCGAGGAGGAGGUGUUGGCGGGGCUGACGGGGGAGCAUAAGGAGGAGGAGAAGGGGGAGGCCGAGAAGGAGGCCGAGGAGUUGGUCGCGGAGCGCGAGGGCCAGCGCCAGGAUAAUGGGAAUGGCACGCCGGGGAAGUUGGGCGAUGGGUGGGGGGUCUUGCUGUCCUCGCUGGAGGAUUUCCCCUACGAGCGGUUUGGGAUCGUGCCUGCUUCUGCUCCUGGUGCUACUCAGUAGAUUCUUGGGUGUUGUACUAACGAGUCGGAUUCUGGUCGGAUCUUAGCUGAAGAGCUAAAACCAGGGCCAGGGCCAGAUCUACGCAGCGGCGCGGAGAGUGGGGUUUGUCAGCUUUGCAUUAAAUAAUAAUUGCAUCAAAAACGAAAAAAAAAAUAACAACAAAAGGUAUCUCUGC